AUGAAUUAUCACAGGGAAGGUGCAACACCAAACAGGCUUCUGUUGGAAAAGCCGAAGCGAUUAUCAUCAAGUAAAAGAGAUAAAGUUAUAAUUCCAAUUGUUACCUUUCCAUUAGCCGAUGUAAUUGUUGUGAUAACAUCCACAAAUGCAUUAGAUGCAAGCUUCUCUCCCUUUUCUUACUUCACAAGUUCGAGUUAA
Molecule: messenger RNA, 198 nt
Organism: Clunio marinus
Lineage: Eukaryota; Metazoa; Arthropoda; Insecta; Diptera; Chironomidae
Source: the annotation of a GenBank genome assembly